Molecule: messenger RNA, 597 nt
Organism: Manihot esculenta (cassava)
Lineage: Eukaryota; Viridiplantae; Streptophyta; Magnoliopsida; Malpighiales; Euphorbiaceae
Product: pathogenesis-related protein PR-4
Exons: 2
Coding region: 34-468 (144 amino acids)
Biological process (GO): defense response to bacterium; defense response to fungus
Molecular function (GO): RNA nuclease activity
Source: RefSeq, a predicted model, not a curated record
CUUGCAUUAUUAUUCUCCACAAAACACAUAAUCAUGGGGAAGGUAAUUGCAAGCUUGUGCAUGGCUUUGCUGGUCUUCUUCAUUGCUAAAGCCAAUUCUCAAAGUGCUUCCAAUGUCAGAGCAACCUAUCAUGUCUACAAUCCUCAACAAAAUAACUGGGACUUGACUGCUGUGAGUGCCUUCUGCGCAACGUGGGACGCAAGCAAGCCUCUCGAGUGGCGCCGGAAGUAUGGGUGGACGGCCUUCUGUGGACCCGCCGGACCUCAAGGACAAGCUGCUUGUGGCAAGUGCUUAAGUGUGACUAAUACUGGAACAGGAGAUAGAGUGACAGUGAGAAUUGUUGAUCAGUGCAGCAAUGGAGGUUUGGACUUGGAAGAAGGUGUUUUCCGACAGAUAGACAGCAACGGACAAGGCAUUGCUCGAGGCCACCUUAUUGUGAACUACCAGUUUGUGGAUUGUGGUGAUUGAAUUAACUACUACAUAUAUUAUACGUAGAAAAAGCAAAUGAAUCUUGAAUUUCCUGAAUAAGAAAGCUUGCUGAUUGUAAUCUCAAGUUCUUGAGUGAUAAUAAAGAUGGUUAUUAAUCUAUUAUGAAAA